AUGCCAGCAGAGGGCAUGCAGGACCCAGAUCCUGUGCUUUCCUACGGGAUGAAACUCACAUGGGACAUCAAUGACCCGCAGAUGCCUCAGGAACCAGCUCACUUCGACCACUUCCGGGAAUGGCCUGAUGGCUACGUGCGCUUCAUCUACAGCAGUCAGGAGAAGAAAGCUCAGCGCCACCUGAGCGGCUGGGCCAUGCGCAAUACCAACAACCACAAUGGCCACAUCCUCAAAAAGUCUUGCCUGGGCGUGGUGGUGUGCGCACGCGCCUGCGCCCUGAAGGAUGGCUCGCACCUGCAGCUGAGGCCAGCCAUCUGCGACAAGGCUCGUCUGAAGCAACAAAAGAAAGCUUGCCCCAACUGUCAUUCAGCUUUGGAGCUGGUCCCUUGCCGAGGACACAGUGGAUACCCUGUCACCAACUUCUGGAGACUUGAUGGCAAUGCAAUAUUUUUUCAGGCCAAAGGAGUUCAUGAUCACCCCAGACCAGAGAGCAAGUCAGAGACAGAAGGCAGAAGAAGUGCCCUCAAGAGACAGAUGGCCUCUUUCUACCAACCCCAGAAAAGGAGACCAGAGGAGCCUGAGGCAGGAAGCACUCAGGACACCAGGGGACACCCCAAUAGCACGCCUGUCCCGGAACCCUCAGAACUGUUUGCUAUGCCUGCUGACACCAGCUUCCCUAUUUCAGGGCAUUCUUCCCCUUCCUUUCCAAACUCUGAUGUCCACAGAGUUACCUGUGACCUGCCCACCUUUCCAGGAGAUGUAAUACUGCCCUUUCAGAAAUAUUCAAAUCCAAGCAUUUAUUUCCCUGGGCCACCUUGGAGCUAUGAAUUGGCAAGUUCUGGGGUUACGGGUUCAAGUCCAUAUCCCACCUUGUAUAAAGACCCCUCCAUUGUCCCUGAUGACCCUGACUGGAUCCAUCUAAACUCACUACAAUAUAAUGUGAGUUCAUAUGGCAGCUAUGAGAGAAGCUUGGAUCUCACAGCUAGAUAUCAUGGCUGGAAACCUACACAUGGGAAAGCCGGCCUUGAGGAGAAGGUUGACUGUAGGCCAUGCCAGGCUGUGCCCACAUCACCUUAUUACAACCUAGAGCUGCCCUGCAGGUACCUGCCAAUGGCCCCGGCAGGUACCCAGGCCCUGCAGACAGUGAUCACCACCACAGUGGCUUAUCAGGCUUACCAGCACCCUGCUCUGAAACACGGCGACAGCGUGCAGGAGGUUAGCAGCCUUGCCAGCUGCACCUACGCUUCUGAAAACCUCCCAAUGCCCAUCUAUCCGCAAGCCUUAGACCCUCAAGAGGGAGCCAACCAGGCAGCCUCCCCUUCAGGGAGAACCCCUGGGAUAGUCCCUGGAGAUUGCCAGGCAGCCAGACCUACUCUGGCUUUCCCUCAGGAAACAGAUCCCUCCAGGACAGCUGGAGCAGAUGUGUGGGAUGUGUGUCUGUCUGGGGUGGGCUCUGUGAUGGCUUAUUUGGAUAGGACAGGGCAACCCUUUAACCUCGACAAUGAGGACUUUUAG
Messenger RNA from Rattus rattus (black rat), 1515 nucleotides. RefSeq names its product glial cells missing transcription factor 2 (gene Gcm2). Gene Ontology annotation, biological process: gliogenesis; regulation of transcription by RNA polymerase II. Lineage: Eukaryota; Metazoa; Chordata; Mammalia; Rodentia; Muridae. Gene Ontology annotation, molecular function: DNA-binding transcription activator activity, RNA polymerase II-specific; RNA polymerase II cis-regulatory region sequence-specific DNA binding. The transcript has 5 exons. Bases 1 to 1515 code for a protein of 504 amino acids. Gene Ontology annotation, cellular component: nucleus. The record is from RefSeq and is a predicted model, not a curated record.